UUGCUGCAGUUCUCCACUCGAUCCCUAGGUGGCGAUAGCGAGCUCAUUUUCACUCUGACACUCCAGGAAAGAACCAGGAAAGAAGCAACUGCCCUGUGCAGUUUUACAGGUAUUUGUUCUGAGAAAAGGGCAGUGAUGGACCCUGAGGUGUCUUUGCUGCUGCAUUGUGCACACUGGAGAGGGUUGCUGAAGUCUCAAGUACAGGUGGAGCUUUCUGAAAGCUACAACAGGCGGACAGAUCCGGCUCUGGAGCGUCAAAUCGAUGAGGUUUGGACCGAGCGGCUUUCCAAGGAGCCCUGGCUUUUCAAUGGGGCCAAAUUCAGACUGCAUUCCUUCUGCUUAGCCUCUCCAAAACCUUCACAUCGCUCCUGUCCCUCCUGUGUUCCCUCUCUGGAGAGCGCAGAGGACCAGGAUGAGCAAAAACUGGAGGAUUGCACAGCUCAGAAAGGUUCCUACAUCAGCAAUGGCUGCGUAGUUUGUACGGGAAACGCGGAGUGUGUCACAGACCAUGAAGCCAGUGUGUUGUUGCAUGCUUCGUCCGCCUGUGACUGCAGAGACUUUAAGAGCCCUGCUGCUGAACGCCUCUCACACCCCGGGAGGCUUCUCACCCUGAGACUGGGCCUCACUUGCUACAAGGACUACCUCGGAACCAACUGGUCGCGUGGGGUGGCAGAGCUCCGUCAGCGCGGGGAGGCGGAGUUCGGCGACGGCCUGGCGCUCCUCGCUCAGCCUCUGGGGGUGGGCGCCGUGCUGUGCACGCAAGACGCUCAGGUGGUCUUCAUCAGGAGGAGCCAGAAGGUGGCCGAGGCUGGGGGGCUCCUGGACAUUCCCGGCGGCCACCCGGAGCCCAAGGUGGUGUGUGAGAGUCUGGGUCAGUCGGUGAAGGAGGAUCAGAUCUCUGUGGUCAUGAUGCAUCAGAGGCCGGACGCCGUGGUGUCGGAGCUGUUCUGCUCCGUGUGCGCUGAGAUCAGGGACGAGGUGAAUGUGCCCAUGAGCGCCCUUGGAGAACCGGUCCUGAUGGGCGUCGCCCUGAACCACACGAGUGCAGGGAGACCAAGUGCCGAGUUCUUUGUCAGUUGCUCCCUGACCUCCGAUGACGUUAGAAAGCUUUACUGGAAAGGAGGAGCAGAAGCCAACGAGUCCACGGACGUGGUGUUCCUCAGCAGAACGGAGGCCCUGCUGCUGAACAGAAGCAGCCCUCUGUGGUCGGAGCUGUGUCCUUCAGCCAAAGGAGCCGUGCUGCUUUAUCAGAUGGUGAAGCCGGACGCAGCGCCGGCAGCCAACUGA
This is a messenger RNA of Menidia menidia (Atlantic silverside), 1287 nucleotides long. The record is from the annotation of a GenBank genome assembly. NCBI's taxonomy places the organism in Eukaryota, Metazoa, Chordata, Actinopteri, Atheriniformes, Atherinopsidae.